UUUUAAAGUUUUUCUUUCCUUCAAUAUUUAUAUAAUAUUAUGAAUAGUGUUAAAGAGUCAUUUCACAAAUGUGUUGUCAUUAACAUGUAUAUUCUCAGAAGUUGAGCUUCACAAAAUUUCAUUAUAUAUAUAUUUAAUUAUAACAUUUUAUUUUACUUUAUAUUAUUAUACUGUCCACACAUUAAUAGUUAGUUAAAUUUUAUUGACAUAUUCUCAAUUUGGACUAUGGAAGGAUCAGUUAUUUGCAAAUGGAUAAAUCCAUAAGGUUUAAUACCAUCGUAAAAUAUUUAAAGGAUAAUUCCGUUCCAAAAUACAGACUUUCUCAGAUUUUCAAUUCCAUUUAUCGCAAUAAAACAUCAAACUUUUUAUCUAUGUACCAUUUGCCUAAGAUCUUAAGGGAUGGAUUACAUGACAAUUUCAACGGAUCACUUUUAUCCCUUACUCCAGUAUCUGAAUCUAGUUGUGAUAGAGCCAAAAAGGUUUUGUUUCAGAAUCAGGAUGGAAGUAGGAUAGAAGCUGUUUUAUUACAUUUCAAUACACACAAAUCGCUAUGCAUAUCAUCUCAAGUUGGAUGCAGCUUUGCAUGUUCUUUCUGUGCAACUGGUAAAAUAGGUCUUAAAAGGAACCUAACAAUGGAUGAGAUAACUGAUCAAGUUUUAUACUUUCAACAACUUGGACAUAAAAUAGAUAGCAUAUCAUUCAUGGGGAUGGGAGAACCUCUUUCAAACCCGAAUGUUUUUAGAGCAAUCAGUGUUUUAACUGAUAAAAGAUAUUUUGGCUUAUCGCCAAGAAGAAUAAAUGUAUCAACAGUAGGGAUAUUACCAGGAAUUAAAAAACUAAACAAGGAAUUUCCAUAUGUUAAUUUAGCUUAUUCUUUGCACUCACCUUUCACUGAAGAGAGAAAUGAAAUGGUUCCUGUAAAUUUAAUAUAUCCAUUUCAAGAAGCUUAUCCACUAAUGGAUGAAAGAAUUAGUCAAACUGGGAGGAGAAUAUGGAUUUCAUACGUAUUAAUUAAAGAUAAAAAUGACACCAAAGAACACGUUGAAGAGUUGGUAAAUAUUAUAAAGGGAAGACCCAAAGAAGUACAAUAUCUUUAUCAUGUAAACCUUAUCCCAUACAACAUUGUCAAGUCAAUCGACAAGUAUGAGUCCGCUGAACAUGACCAGUCAUUAAAAUUCGAGAAAUAUUUGAAGAAGAAUGGAAUAUCUUCCUCAUAUAGGAAUUACUUCGGAAGGAAUAUAGACGCAGCUUGUGGACAACUAUAUGCAGAGUAUGAUCCUAUCGAUCCAAGCAAACUGUUUCGGCCCAAGUUUAAUCGUACACACCAACAGAUAAAAACCAAUAAAAAUUAAAUACUCUCAAAAAUUUUAUAUAUUUUU
Molecule: messenger RNA, 1379 nt
Organism: Theileria parva strain Muguga
Lineage: Eukaryota; Apicomplexa; Aconoidasida; Piroplasmida; Theileriidae
Gene: cfr
Product: Radical SAM superfamily protein
Exons: 10
Coding region: 249-1352 (367 amino acids)
Biological process (GO): tRNA methylation; rRNA base methylation
Molecular function (GO): iron-sulfur cluster binding; RNA methyltransferase activity
Source: RefSeq, a predicted model, not a curated record